GUCAAGGAGACAGCACCAAAAGGCAAAACGAAGGAGACCAUGGCAAAGAAGGUGGCAGUGAUUGGAGCUGGAGUCAGCGGCCUGGUCUCACUGAAGUGCUGUGUGGAUGAGGGACUGGAACCCACUUGCUUUGAGCGGACUGAAGAUAUUGGAGGGCUGUGGAGGUUCAAAGAAAAUGUUGAAGAUGGCCGAGCAAGUAUCUAUCAAUCUGUCAUCAGCAACACCAGCAAAGAAAUGUCCUGUUUCAGUGACUUUCCAAUGCCUGAAGACUUUCCAAACUUCCUGCACAAUUCUAAGCUCCUGGAAUAUUUCAGGAUUUUUGCCAGAAAGUUUGAUCUUCUAAAAUAUAUUCAGUUCCAGACAACCGUCCUCAGUGUGAGAAAACACCCAGAUUUCUCAUCCUCUGGCCAAUGGGAGGUUGUUACUGAGAGCAACGGCAAGAAGCAAAGCGCUGUCUUUGAUGCGGUUAUGGUUUGCAGCGGCCAUCACAUCCUCCCUCACAUCCCACUGGACUCCUUUCCAGGUAUUGAGAAGUUCAAAGGCCAGUAUUUCCAUAGCCGCCAGUACAAGCAUCCAGAGGGAUUUGAAGGGAAACACAUCCUGGUGAUUGGACUAGGAAACUCGGCCUCAGAUAUUGCCGUUGAGCUGAGUAAGAAGGCUGCUCAGGUUUUUAUCAGCACCAGACAUGGUUCCUGGGUCAUGAGCCGUAUCUCCGAAGACGGCUAUCCCUGGGACAUGGUGUUGCACACCCGGUUUAUCUCCAUGCUCCGAAAUGUCCUGUCACGAUUCAAAAUAAUUCGAAAAUGGAUGAUGGAACAGCAGAUGAAUCGGUGGUUCAACCAUGCAAAUUAUGGCCUUCAGCCUCAAAACAAACAUCUCAUGAAAGAACCUGUAGUAAAUGAUGAUCUUCCAAGUCGUAUACUCUAUGGAGCCAUCAAGGUGAAAUCAAGAGUGAUAGAGCUCACAGAAACUUCCGCCAUCUUUGAAGAUGGAACAGUGGAGGAGGAUAUUGAUGUCAUUGUCUUUGCAACGGGAUAUACUUUCUCUUUUCCCUUCCUGGAAGAGUCACUUGUUAAAGUAAAGGAUAAUACGGUCUCACUGUAUAAGUACAUGUUCCCUCCUCACCUGGAGAAGUCAACUCUGGCAUGCAUUGGUUUCAUCCAGCCCCUAGGCUCCAUUUUCCCAACUGUUGAACUUCAAGCUCGUUGGGCAACCAGAGUUUUCAAAGGCUUGUGUACCUUGCCCUCAGAGAAGACUAUGAUGGCAGACACUAUCAAGAGGAAUGAAAAAAGAAUAGAUCUGUUUGGAAAGAGUCAGAGUCAGACACUGCAGACCGAUUAUAUCGACUACUUGGACGAGCUCGCUUCAGAGAUAGGUGCGAAGCCAGACCUCCUGUCUCUCCUGCUAAAAGAUCCCAAACUGGCCAUGAAGCUCUAUUUCGGACCCUGCAACUCCUACCAGUACCGGCUCACUGGGCCUGGGCAGUGGAAGGGAGCCAGAAGUGCCAUUAUCACUCAGAAAAAGAGGAUACUGAAGCCUUUAAAGACACAGGCACUAACAACCUCAUCUAAUUUCCUAGUUUCCUUCCUGUUGAAAAUCCUGGGGCUUCUUGCUAUUUCUAUGGCCUUUUUUUUCCAGCUUCAGUGGUUCUAAUCUGUCAGAGUAAGGCUUUUGACUUUAGUGUCAGUCAGCUCCUCUUUAAAAACAAAAAAGGCUAAAAGAAAAAAUAUUAAAUCUAGAUUCUAUGUUUCAGAGCUGAUAGGAACAGAGAGGUGGUUGUAGAGAAUUAGCAGAAUUAGGUCCGUGUAAAACACCAAAAUGGCGUCAUGAAAUGUCUUGGCCAUUCCAACCUUUCCUCAAGUUCGCCAGAUUGUCCAAAAGGACAAAUAACAUGGCCAUGUACAUAGUGCUGCCAGCCCUUACGUAACACAGUUGUGUGGAAAAAAACAGAAAUGCACAGAAUGAAAAGCAGGCCCCAUGGCUUAAAACAUUGGAAAAUUUCAACAGUGAGUAAAUAUCUAAUCCCCUGCGUGAUGCUCUUAAUAGUCCCCUUACCCAGACUGUAUUUGGUAACAAAGUCCUUGGGUGUUACAUCAUGCUCCAUUUGCUUAGUGGGGCAUUGCUCAAAAAUCCUGGAGAUGACAAUGAGAGGAUAGACUCAAAAAACGAUGGCAAUGAUGUGACAGACUUCUAGCACCUCAUGUUGAAAGCUGAGCCAAUAGCCACAUUUCUGAUACUUUGACAUAAAUCCACUGUAAAAAUAAAAAUAAAUAUGCCAUAAUAGCUAUAUACAUAUUUAGUACUUACCAUUGACCAGACAUUGUGCUAAGUGCACAGUAUAGUAUUCACUUCAUUUAAUUCUUGUGAUAAUUUUGUUAGAUGGGUGUGGCUAUCAUACCCACUUGUCAGAUGAUGGAACUGAGACUCAGAGCAUUUGGGUAACAUGCCCAAGACCAUACAGCUGGUCUUGUCGUGGAGCUGGGAUUUGAACCCAGUUUUGCUUGACUCUAGAAUCUACUUAUUGACAAAAGCCCUUAUUAUUGAUCAAGUACUUAUUAACAGUUUAUUUUCUUUAUAAUCAUAUCUAUGUUGCUUUGGGAGGAACUUAACACAGAUAAUAGCACUCUUCUUGCAAAUAUGAUCAAUUGAUUUUUUUUUUGAGUGAGAGAGAGAGAGUACAUGAGUGGGGAAGAGGAGUAGAGGAACAAGGGGAGAGAGAAUCCUAAGCAAGCUCCACACUUGGCGUGGAGUCCAAUGUGGGGCUUGAUCGCACGACUGUGAGAUCACGACCUGAGCUGAAAUCAAGAGUCAGAUAUUCAACCAACCAAACUAUCCAGGCACCCCCAAUUAAUUGAUUCAUAAUAUUUGAUUUAUAGUCAAGCUAGGUCUAAAAAGCAUUUGAAGGGAUUAACAGUGCGAGACACCUAUACAAGAACAUUUCAAAUAGCCACUGACAUUUUGAAAAAAUAAGCACCAAGGAAGAAGUAUAUGUUCCAAGUAGAUGAAAAGCAUUAUAAUGAUUGAGCCUUGUAUAUAGCUCUAACUUUAUAAUCAAGGCAAAAGCAAAACAAUAUGUAAUCUCCGUCAUCUGAUGAAAGGAAGCAUACCAGUUUUUUAGGAGACACAUUUUCUUGGAACUGAAAUCUAAAAAAAGACACAAGCAAUUCAAUGUCAGUAAGCUUUGAGCAACAUAAUAAACAUCCAGUUUAUCUGUCCACUACAGCCAUUCUUUCCAUGAAGUGUGCUUUGGGAGAUAAACUAUGCCCUAAACCCAGAUGAAAGCCUUCUGAAGAGGGAAAAGGUCAGAGAUUAGAGAUUUAGACAAAUGUCUCCUCUUACUUUUCCAAAGCCUUUGUGGACACUGUUCUUUACUUGGGCCUGGAUUUGUUUCUGAAGUGCCUAGAGCAAUGUAAUGACAAUCGCUAUCAGUGGAAGCUUUAUUUCUUUAGAGUCCAUUGAAAUAACACCACCAUUUAAAUGCAACAUUUGUUUUCAUUGCUCCUAUAAGCAGUUUCCUUUGAAAAAAUUGCAGAUGGUAUGUAUACUUCUUGAUUAAAAACUGAUUAUUUUGCUAAUUAUUAAA
Molecule: messenger RNA, 3583 nt
Organism: Prionailurus viverrinus (fishing cat)
Lineage: Eukaryota; Metazoa; Chordata; Mammalia; Carnivora; Felidae
Gene: FMO2
Product: flavin containing dimethylaniline monoxygenase 2
Exons: 9
Coding region: 40-1653 (537 amino acids)
Molecular function (GO): NADP binding; N,N-dimethylaniline monooxygenase activity; flavin adenine dinucleotide binding
Source: RefSeq, a predicted model, not a curated record